CUCUGAAUAUUAUCAAAGAAAAGGCAAAAGUAUUUAAAAAAGGGACCAAACUUUUCUUUGUUCCCACAACCACCUUUUCUCUCAAUAUAGGAAAAAUGAAGUCACCAUCCCAGUUUUUAUUUAAGCAAAAGCAUGUUGUCCUGAAAUUGCUUAUAUUCAUACUCUUCAAUUGUUCAAUCAACAAAAGUAACAUCUGUUGUAAUCAUAAUUUUGCCUCCCCUUCAAGUUUGAUUAUUCAAACAUCGAAACAACUGAAACUUGAAGGGGACCUUAGUUUUGAAAAAUUAAAUCAUGUAGCCAAAGACUUUGGUAAUAGAUGUCACUUCCUUCCAUUAGCAAUUUUGUACCCAAAAUCAGUUUCUGAUAUAUCUUCCCUCAUAAAACAUAUCUCCGAAAUCGGUAAUAUACCUGUUGCUGCUAGAGGCCAUGGCCACUCUCUAGAAGGCCAAGCUCAAGCUUAUCAAGGACUGGUGAUUAAUAUGGAAUCACUUCAAACACCAGAAAUGAUAUUCAAAACUACGGAACUUCCUUAUGUUGAUGUUUCUGCUGGAGAGCUUUGGAUAAAUAUCCUGCAUGAAAGUCUUAAACUUGGGCUUGCACCUAAAUCUUGGACUGAUUAUCUUCGCCUCACAGUUGGUGGCACUUUGUCUAAUGCUGGAAUCAGUGGACAAGCUUUCAAGCACGGACCGCAGAUCAAUAACGUCUACCAACUCGAGGUUGUCACUGGUAAAGGAGAGGUGAUUACUUGUUCAGAGGAGCAGAAUGCAGACUUAUUCCAUGGUGUACUAGGAGGACUAGGGCAGUUUGGAAUUAUUACCAGGGCAAGAAUUGCUCUUGAAACAGCACCUAAGAAGGUCAAGUGGAUCAGAGUAUUGUAUUCAGAUUUUGCCGCAUUUUCCAAUGAUCAAGAAAGCUUGAUAUCAUCUCAGGAUACAUUUGAUUAUAUUGAAGGAUCUGUCAUUAUCAAUAAAACAGGACUAUUGAAUAACUGGAGGUCUACUUUCAAUCCUAAAGAUACACUUCUAGCUAGCAAUUUCAGUUCUGAGGGCAAAGUUUUAUUCUGCCUAGAAGUUGCCAAAUACUUUAAUCCAGAAAACAAAGAUAGUACUGAUCAGAACAUUGAUAUCCUCUUAUCAAAGUUGAAUUAUAUCCGAUCCACGAUGUUCCUAUCAGAAGUUUCCUACGUGGAAUUCCUUGAUAGAGUGCAUGUUUCUGAGGUGAAACUCCAAGAAAAGGGGUUGUGGGAUGUUCCUCAUCCAUGGCUAAACCUUCUAAUUCCAAAAAGCAGGAUUCUUUAUUUUGUACAAGAAGUUUUUGGAAAGAUUCUUACUGACAGUAUCAAUGGUCCUAUACUCAUCUACCCCGUCAACAAAUCAAAGUGGAGAAAAGGAACAUCACUGGUUACCCCUGAAGAAGAUGUUUUUUACCUGAUCUCUUUUCUGUCUUCCGCUAUGCCAUCUUCAACAGGAAAGGAUGGACUAGAAAAUUUGCUAGAUCAGAACAAAAGGAUACUUAAUUUUUGCAGAAAAGCACGUAUUGGAAUGAAACAAUAUUUGGCAAAUCACAAGACUCAGGAAGAGUGGAAAGAUCAUUUUGGUCCUCAAUGGGAAACAUUUGCUAGAAGGAAAUCCAUAUAUGACCCUUUGGCUAUUCUUGCUCCAGGCCAGAGGAUUUUCAGAAGGGCACCAGCCUGUGAACCACAAUGAGCUUUUCAGUAUAAAUAACUUUAAUAGAUAGUCUUUAGCUUUAGAUGAAUGGCCAUCAUGCUCAAAAGUGCAAUGAACAAAUGUACAUUCUUAAGUGUGGCGGGACGGGUUAAAAAGCACCAGCUGACCCGCCUCACUGCCAUCCCUAUAUAUGUUUCUAUGAAAUUUGCCUAUUAGGUAAAGAUUUUAGAUAAUGAAAUGUACAUUCUUAAGUGGUCAGGUGGUACUUGGUAGUUCUACUUUUUAUAACUAAAUGGGAUGCAGUUUGUUUUC
Messenger RNA from Lycium ferocissimum, 1979 nucleotides. RefSeq names its product cytokinin dehydrogenase 1-like. The transcript has 5 exons. Bases 96 to 1706 code for a protein of 536 amino acids. The record is from RefSeq and is a predicted model, not a curated record. Gene Ontology annotation, biological process: cytokinin metabolic process. Gene Ontology annotation, molecular function: cytokinin dehydrogenase activity; FAD binding. Lineage: Eukaryota; Viridiplantae; Streptophyta; Magnoliopsida; Solanales; Solanaceae.